This is a messenger RNA of Triticum turgidum subsp. durum (durum wheat), 1143 nucleotides long. The record is from the annotation of a GenBank genome assembly. Lineage: Eukaryota; Viridiplantae; Streptophyta; Magnoliopsida; Poales; Poaceae.
AUGCACGAGAUGGCGCCGUCCAAGCCCGCCGCCGCCUUGCUCCUCGCCUUGGCCGUCCUGCUCGCGGCCGCCAACACCGGCGUGGCGACGCCCCCGGCGGCGUGCUGCGGCGCCUUCAAGUCCCUGGUGGACAACGCCCCCAUCUGCCUCUGCCACGGCCUGAACGGUGACAUCAACAAGAUCAUGCCCGCGCCCAUGGACUUCAUGCGCAUGAUGUCGCUCCCCGGAAACUGCGCCGUCCCGCUGCCAAUGCAGACGAUUGCCCAGUGCGCCACGGCAUCUGUGCCACCACUGGACCCUCCUACCGCCCCAGCAGCCCCAUCCCCAAGAAAGAAGGCGGGGGCGCAUGGGGAGGUAGGCGUCGGUCGCUGCUGGAGUGAAUUUUGGCUGCCGGAAAUGGUGCUGGUGGUGAAGCAGCACCGCUGCACGCACUCGGCGUCCUGCUCCUGCACCAAGGGCCACCUCAGCGAGGACGCUCUGUUCCUCGUCUUCCGCCACAUGAACUGGAACCCCAGGCUGAUCGCCAACCUCUCCUGCGUCUGCAAGUGGUUCGACGAGGUCGCCAAGCAAGUGCUGUGGAAGGAGUUCUGCCAUGCCAGGGCGCCCAAGAUGAUGCUGGAUCUGCAUUCCGACGGCAGCCACAUUGUCGACGGCAACUGGAAGGCGCUCGGGAAGCUGCUGAUCUACUGCAACGGCUGCACAAAGGGGGGCUUGUUCGGAAACAUCCAUGUCCCCGGACACUUUGUGUUCAGGACGCGCUUCUCAAGGACCGCAGGCAAGAGCUUCCUGCCUCUGCAGUGUAGGAUGGAUGUCUUGUAUGUGUCCGAUCCGUGCGAACAUCUUGACCAGGGGGAAGAAGGCGACCUGGGUUUUUUCCGUGGCAUCUUCAAGUCGUUUGCCACUUCAAGGGUCAAGAAGAUCCUGAUUGAGAAGCAGGCUAGGUUCCAUCCAACGGAGGUUUGCCCCUAUUGCAAGGCUAAGCUAUGGAACAUGCUGCAUGCUGAUAUGAUGCCGGCGAGUGCUUCCGCCAGGCUGGGUGCUUACGAUGAUUCCGUGGAGUACUUUGUAUGCCUGAAUGGACAUGUUAUUGGAUUGGGUACCCUGUUACCUCUCUCGGAUUCUGAGGAGGCACCGGAGGAGUAA